Pieris brassicae (large cabbage white) is the source of this 839-nucleotide messenger RNA. RefSeq lists its product as uncharacterized. The coding region runs from base 169 to 753 and encodes 194 amino acids. The transcript has 5 exons. NCBI's taxonomy places the organism in Eukaryota, Metazoa, Arthropoda, Insecta, Lepidoptera, Pieridae. The record is from RefSeq and is a predicted model, not a curated record.
UAUGAUUAUCGACGAGCAAAAGAAAUAGGAACCAUAAUAAUGGUUGUUCUCUAAAUGAAAUUUUUUAAAGUAAAUACUAAAAAGUCAAUUUAAAGUUUAUUUUUUGUUGAAGAUUUUACAGCCUGUUUAAUACUAAAAUAUCAUCGAUAUAAUUUUUAAAAAAUAAUUAUGAAUAAGACACCCUCAAAACACACUGAUAACUCUUAUAUUUUUACAGCAAAAGAAGUAACUUCACCUAACAAAGACAGUCCUGGCAUAUGUAGAACAGUAUAUACCCACGUUGCCAAUUUACACAAUUUACUUAGCGAUUGGGAGAAAUUGAAGGAAAAAGGCACUAAAGUAACCAAGUCUGUGUCAGCUCUAAAGCUCCAUGAAUGUACGGAUGACUAUUAUCCACAUCAGCUGCAUCCUCUAAUGGAGAUGCUUCUAGAAGCAUUAAAUGGACUCCGUAAUAUAGUUGAAGGAGUGAUAAUAAUUAACAAACAAUUAAAAGCACUUGCUGUACUUGACAAAUCAAAUGAUGGAGUAAUAUUUACAUGGACCAUUCAAAAGUUCUCAACAACUGUAGAUGAAAUAUGCACCACUUUAUGUAAAGAAAUUCAUUUAAAGGAAAUAGUUACAGAAAACCUUGCACACUGUAGAAAUGAAAGCCUUAUAGAAGUGUAUGUGUCUGCGUGGGAACUAGAAGCAUAUUACAACAUUGAAAUGAGCGCUUACUUAUUCGCAGAUAUAGGAUUGUUGGGUAUUCCAUAACAAUGAAGUAAGUGCUCGAAAAAUAUUUUCCCCGUUUUCUAUGGGUGUUUAAAAAAUUCUAAAAAAAUAUUUACUUUAAUGUAUUC